AUGGCUCUGACGGCAUUCCCCUCCCCAUUUCAUACUGUUCCGUUCGCUUAUCUGACACGCCUGUUCGCUCAGGGGACACUGUGUCCCAGUCGCACGUAUGCCACCGAUGUGCAGCGCAAACAGUGGAGGGGGGUUGGCGAUUUUAGGCACUCUUUGCGUACUGUACGCCGACAUAUCUUCAUCCUCAUAUCUUGCACUCUCAACCGAUAUGGUGCAGUAGGGCGUUAG
This is a messenger RNA of Chondrus crispus (carragheen), 228 nucleotides long. RefSeq lists its product as hypothetical. The coding region runs from base 1 to 228 and encodes 75 amino acids. The transcript has a single exon. The record is from RefSeq and is a predicted model, not a curated record. Lineage: Eukaryota; Rhodophyta; Florideophyceae; Gigartinales; Gigartinaceae.